AUGGUAAGAUCCGACGAUCCUUCUUCACCAAAGCGUCAGAAGACGGAGGACGGGAGGAGGAAACGACCUGCUAUAACGGCCGUCCGGAGGAUUUCGAUUCCGACGAGUGCUCCGACGAGGAGAUGCACCUGUUCGACCAAGAGUUGGAUAGGAUCGGCGGGGUUGGGUUUUGAAAUCGACUUCAAGAAAUUCCGCUACUGUUUUGGUUGGAGACCACUGGAUCUGGAUGAUAGUACAAUGGUUGAUGAGCCUGAAACCAACAGAGAUUUCAUCGCUACGUUGGUGAACAUGGCUCUUACCAAGCAUAACGAAGAAAGAGGAGCAAGCUUGGAACUGGGAAAGGUUUUGAUUGCCAACUUUCAUCCAUCUUGUGCAGUCACUUUCUACAUCUCAUUCCAGGUCAAUGAUCCUUCAGAUGGUAAUCAGACAAAACCCUAUCGAGCUGUGGUUCGCUACUUCCCAGGAGAUAUUGAAGUAGUCUCUUGCUAUCCAAAAAUUUGAAUGAUGUGAUAGAGGUUUCGUAGCAAUCCACCAGUCUCCUCCUUAUGUCUCAUGGAUUUAAAGAUUGAAAAAUUGUUUGUUUAUGCCUAUUACCUCAAAG
Brassica oleracea var. oleracea is the source of this 601-nucleotide messenger RNA. RefSeq lists its product as uncharacterized. Lineage: Eukaryota; Viridiplantae; Streptophyta; Magnoliopsida; Brassicales; Brassicaceae. The coding region runs from base 1 to 501 and encodes 166 amino acids. The record is from RefSeq and is a predicted model, not a curated record. The transcript is spliced from 3 exons.